Molecule: messenger RNA, 2309 nt
Organism: Hipposideros armiger (great roundleaf bat)
Lineage: Eukaryota; Metazoa; Chordata; Mammalia; Chiroptera; Hipposideridae
Gene: ZNF175
Product: zinc finger protein 175
Exons: 3
Coding region: 1-2064 (687 amino acids)
Biological process (GO): regulation of DNA-templated transcription
Molecular function (GO): DNA-binding transcription factor activity, RNA polymerase II-specific; RNA polymerase II cis-regulatory region sequence-specific DNA binding
Source: RefSeq, a predicted model, not a curated record
AUGUUACAGGGACCAGUGUCAUUUGAGGACGUGACCAUAGACUUCAGCAGGGAGGAGUGGCAGCAUCUGGACCCUGCCCAGAGAAGCCUGUACCAGGAUGUGAUGCUAGAGAUCUAUAGCCACCUUGUCUCCGUGGGGUAUCACAUUCCCAACCCAGAGGUCAUUUUCAGGAUGGAAAAAGAAAAGGAGCUAUGGCUAGGGGAGGAUGAACUUCCACAUCACAGGCAUCAAGGAGGGGAGUUUGGGUUUGAAACCCAACAACAGGAAAUUUCUGAAAAAGCUUCAUUUCAUAAUGAUAUGGCAGGCAAAGUCACAAGAGAUGGUUCUUGGUGUUCUGUUUUAGAAGAACUGUGGAAAGAUGCUGACCAUACAGAGAGAGAUCAGCAAAAUCAAAAUAAACCUUCACAUCCUGGGGCCUUCCUCAACAAGAAAACAUUCAAUACAGAGAAAGACUGUGAAUGUAAGGACCCUGGGGAAAUCAUUCAUGUGAGGCCCCACCUUGUUUCUUCACAAAAAAGACCUCACAAACAUUGUUUGUUUGCAAAAAGUUUGAAGCCUAACCUAGAAGUAAAUCAUCAAAAUCAAAGCAUUAGUACAAAAUACCUUGAUGAGAUUGUUGGAUCUGGUCAGCUAUUCACUCAUAGCUCUUCCAAUGCCAGCUGCAAGAAUAUUCAUACAGGAGAGAACUUCUGUGAAGGUAAUCAGUGUACAAAAGUCCUCAGCCGUAAACAGUCACUCGCACAACAUCAAAUUCAUACUCAGGAAAAACCAGAUAAAUGUACUGAAUGUGGAAGGGACUUCCCCCAGAAGUCACACCUUAGGCAACAGAGAUUCCAUAGUGUAGAAAACCUCCAGGAAUGCAGCAAAUGUGGAAAAGCCUUCACUCCACAACCAAAACUCAGUGUACAUAUGACAGACCCUCCAGGUGACAUACCUUAUAUAUGUAAGGAAUGUGGAAAAGUCUUCAUUCAGAGGUCAGAACUGAUUACACACCAGAAAUUUCACACUAGAAAGAAGCUCCAUAAAUGCCAUGAAUGUGGAAAAGCCUUUUUCCAGAUGUUAUCUCUCUUCAGACAUCAGAGAACUCAUACAAGAGAAAAACUGUACAAAUGCAGUGAAUGUGGCAAAGGCUUCUCCCAGAAUUCGACCCUCAUCAUACAUCGGAAAAUUCAUACCGGUGAGCGGCAGUAUGCAUGCAGCGAAUGUGGGAAGGCCUUCACCCAGAAGUCAACACUUAGCUUGCACCAGAGAAUUCAUUCAGGGGAGAAAUCCUAUGUGUGUAUUGAAUGCGGGCAGGCCUUCAUCCAGAAGGCACAUCUGAUUGUGCAUCAAAGAAGUCACACAGGAGAAAAACCUUAUCAGUGCCGCAGCUGUGGAAAAUCUUUCAUUUCCAAGUCACAGCUCGAUAUACAUCAUCGAAUUCAUACUGGGGAGAAACCUUAUGAAUGUAGUUACUGUGGGAAAACCUUCACCCAAAAGUCACAUCUCAAUAUACACCAGAAAAUUCAUACUGGAGAAAGACACCAUGUAUGCAGUGAAUGUGGGAAAGCCUUCAACCAGAAGUCCAUACUCAGCAUGCAUCAGAGAAUUCACACUGGAGAGAAGCCUUACAAAUGCAGUGACUGUGGGAAAGCCUUCACUUCCAAGUCACAAUUCAAAGAGCAUCAGCGAAUUCACACUGGAGAGAAACCCUACGUAUGCACUGAAUGUGGGAAGGCUUUCAAUGGUAGGUCAAAUUUCCAUAAACAUCAGAUGACUCAUAGUAGAGAAAGAACUUUUGCCUGUUACACAUGUGGGAAUGCCUUCAUUCAGAAAUCAGAGUUGAUUACACAUCAGAGAACUCAUAUUGGAGAGAAACCUUAUGAAUGCUGUGACUGUGGGAAAUCCUUCAGUAAGAAACCACAACUCAAAGUGCAUCAACGAAUUCACACAGGAGAGAGACCCUAUGUAUGUACUAAAUGUGGAAAGGCCUUCAACAACAGGUCAAAUUUUAAUAAACACCAAACAACUCAUACCAGAGACAAAUCUUACAAAAGCAGUUAUUCUGUGGAAGACUUUACCUAGAAAUCAAUACCUAGUAUGCAUUCACGUAUAUAUAAAAGAAACCCUGAAUUUCUGGAAGAAAAAAAUCUCAUGUGUCAGAUUUAAUUGUAUGUUAUAGAAUUCAUGCUUUAGAAAAGCUCUAGGAAUGGAUUGCAUAUCACAGAGUUAAACAUUGUUUUAUGUGAGGAAAAUCACUCAAAAAACUUUUUUUUUUAAGAUUUUUUUUAAAAUUGGGGAGUUGGGGGAGGGGAACAGCGUUGGUGAAU